Messenger RNA from Pichia kudriavzevii, 1515 nucleotides. RefSeq lists its product as uncharacterized. Bases 1 to 1515 code for a protein of 504 amino acids. Gene Ontology annotation, molecular function: metalloexopeptidase activity. Gene Ontology annotation, biological process: proteolysis. Lineage: Eukaryota; Fungi; Ascomycota; Pichiomycetes; Pichiales; Pichiaceae. The record is from RefSeq and is a predicted model, not a curated record. The transcript has a single exon.
AUGCAAUUAAACAUUUUUACAUCGUUGCUCAUUGUUGCCAACUUAGCAAAUGGGCUUGUAAUUCCACAAGCUGCAUUAGAGUUGGAGCAUGAAGUUGAACAUCAGUUAUCUGCACUACUUGGAGAGGGAAAGGAACCAGCUAAACCGUUAGUCAAUUCCACAGAAUUGCAAGAUUUUAUUACCCGUGACGCUCUGUAUGAACGUGCGCAGACAUUGUAUGAUAUUGCCGGAUACUCAAACAAAUCGAUGGGACACCCAACUAGAGUUAUUGGAAGCAAAGGCCAUUGGGGUACUAUUGCAUAUAUCAAACACGAGCUUAAAAAAUUGGAUGGCUACUACGAUGUUUCAAUACAACCUUUCAAGGCCUUUAUGUCUGAAAUUUAUUCAUUCAAUGGUACAAUUAACGGCAAAACUCCAGAAUCUUUGGUUGCAAUGGACAUGACUCCUCCAACACCUCACAAGAAACCAGUUAAGGGCGAUGUUAAAUUGGUUUCUAACAGCGGCUGCCAACUAGAUGACUAUGUUGAGAUGUACGGUAAAAUUGCCCUUAUUAAAAGAGGUGAAUGUUCUUUCGGUACAAAGGCACAAUUGGCUGCACAGAAUGGUGCUAAGGUGGCAAUUAUUUAUAACAACGAAGAUGGUGACAUUAAAGGUACGUUAGGGGUACCACCUAAAGGUGUUCAUGUAGCACCUGCUGUUGGCUUGAACAAAGCUGAUGGUGAGUAUUAUGUUGAUUUAUUGAAUAAGGGAGAAUUAGUGGAAGCUGAAAUUGCGAUUGAUUCGUUUGUCGGCCCAAUCACAACUGUUAAUGUUAUUGCUGAAACAGUCGAAGGUGACAGCGAUAACAUAGUCAUGUUGGGUGCACAUUCUGAUUCGGUCGGUGCCGGUCCUGGUAUUAAUGAUGACGGUUCAGGUACCAUUUCCUUAUUAGAAGUUGCCAAGCAAUUGUCCAACUUCACAGUUAAAAAUAAGGUUAGAUUUGCAUGGUGGGCUGCUGAAGAGGAAGGACUUCUAGGUUCCAAUUAUUAUGCUGAAAACUUAACACCAGAGGAAAACCAUAAGAUUAGAUUAUUUAUGGAUUACGAUAUGAUGGCAUCGCCAAAUUAUGAGUAUGAAAUCUACGAUGCAAAUAAUGUAGAUAAUCCAAAGGGUUCAGAAGAAUUGAAGAACUUAUAUAUUGAUUAUUAUAAAUCAAGAGGUUUGAACUACACACUAAUUCCAUUUGAUGGACGUUCUGAUUAUGUCGGAUUCAUUGAAAACGGUAUUCCGGGUGGUGGAAUUGCAGCAGGCGCAGAGAAAAACAACGCAGAAAACGGUGAAGUUUUGGAUAGAUGCUACCACCAACUAUGUGACGACUUAAGUAAUAUUGCAUGGGAUGCGUUUUUAAUUAACACCCAAUUAAUUGCACAUUCUGUUGCAACUUAUGCUUCUGAUUUGUCUGAUUUCCCAUUGAGAGAGUAUGAUGCUGUCAAUGCGAUGUCUUUCCCUUACAGAGGUGACAAUUUAAUUAUUUAG